Messenger RNA from Echinops telfairi (small Madagascar hedgehog), 2431 nucleotides. RefSeq names its product heat shock transcription factor 2 (gene HSF2). Bases 74 to 1684 code for a protein of 536 amino acids. NCBI's taxonomy places the organism in Eukaryota, Metazoa, Chordata, Mammalia, Afrosoricida, Tenrecidae. Gene Ontology annotation, biological process: regulation of DNA-templated transcription. The record is from RefSeq and is a predicted model, not a curated record. Gene Ontology annotation, molecular function: DNA-binding transcription factor activity; sequence-specific DNA binding. The transcript is spliced from 13 exons.
GGGCGCAGCUGCCACCGCCGCGACUCCCACCUCGUUCGGUUAUCGAAUUUGGAAUCCCCGCGCCUGGGUAACAAUGAAGCAGAGUUCGAACGUGCCGGCCUUCCUCAGCAAGCUGUGGACUCUGGUGGAGGAAACCCACACCAACGAGUUCAUCACCUGGAGCCAGAAUGGUCAAAGUUUUCUGGUUUUGGAUGAACAAAGAUUUGCAAAAGAAAUUCUUCCCAAAUACUUCAAACACAAUAACAUGGCAAGCUUUGUGAGGCAAUUGAAUAUGUAUGGAUUUCGUAAAGUAGUACAUAUUGACUCUGGAAUCAUAAAGCAGGAACGAGAUGGGCCUGUUGAAUUUCAGCAUCCUUACUUCAAACAAGGCCAGGAUGACUUGUUAGAAAAUAUCAAACGAAAGGUUUCAUCUUCAAAACCAGAAGAAAAUAAAAUUCGUCAGGAAGAUUUAACAAAAAUUAUGAGUAGUGCUCAGAAGGUUCAAAUAAAGCAAGAAACUAUUGAGUCCAGGCUUUCUGAAUUGAAAAGUGAGAAUGAGUCCCUUUGGAAGGAGGUGUCAGAAUUGCGAGCAAAACAUGCACAACAGCAACAAGUUAUUCGAAAAAUUGUCCAAUUUAUUGUCACAUUGGUUCAGAAUAACCAACUUGUGAGUUUAAAACGUAAAAGACCUCUACUUUUAAAUACUAAUGGAGCCCAAAAGAAGAAUCUGUUUCAGCACAUAGUCAAAGAAUCAGCUGAUAAUCACCAUCACAAAGUUCCACAUAGUAGAACUGAAGGUUUACAACCAAGGGAACGGAUUUCAGAUGAUAUCAUUAUAUAUGAUGUUACUGAUGAUAAUGCAGAUGAAGAAAAUAUCCCAGUUAUUCCAGAAACAAAUGAAGAUGUCAUAUCUGAUUCCUCAAACUGUAGCCAGUACCCUGAUAUUGUCAUUGUUGAAGAUGAUAAUGAAGAUGAGUAUGCACCUGUUAUUCAGAGUGGAGAUCAAAGUGAACCAGCCCAAGAGUCUCUAAGUUCAAGCAGUGAUGGCACCAGCCCCCUGAUGUCUAGUGCUGUGCAGCUAAAUGGCUCAUCCGGUCUGACCACAGAAGACCCUGUGACCAUGAUGGAUUCCAUUUUGAAUGAUAAUAUCAAUCUUUUGGGCAAGGUUGAGCUGUUGGAUUAUCUUGACAGUAUUGAUUGCAGUUUGGAAGACUUCCAAGCCAUGCUGUCAGGAAGACAAUUUAGCAUAGACCCAGAUCUUCUGGUUGAUCUUUUCACUAGUUCUGUGCAGAUGAAUCCCACAGAUUACAUCAAUAAUACAAAAUCAGAGAAUAAAGGAUUAGAAACUACCAAGAACAACGUAGUUCAGCCCGCUUCAGAAGAAGGAAGAAAAUCUAAACCCAAAACAGAUCAGCAACUUAUCCAAUACACUGCCUUUCCACUCCUCGCAUUCCUUGAUGGGAACCCCGCUUCUACUGUUGAACAGGAAAGUACAACAGCAGCAUCAGAAGCUGCAUCUUCUGUAGAGAAACCCAUAGAAAUUGAUGAGCUCCUGGAAAGCAGCCUGGAUCCAGAACCAACCCAAAGUAAGCUCGUCCGUCUGGAGCCACUGACUGAAGCUGAAGCUAGUGAAACCACGCUGUUUUAUUUAUGUGAACUUGCUCCUGCGCCUCUGGAUAGUGAUAUGCCACUUUUAGAUAGCUAAAUCUUCAAGAACUGGACUUUGUGUAUAUAUAUUCAUCAAAAUGAUGAAUUAUUUAUUUAAAGUAUCAUUUGGUACUUUUUUUUUUGUAAAUUGCUUUGUUUUGUUUAAUCAGAUACUGUGGAAUCUAAAGCACCUUUUGCUUUUCUCACUAACGACAUACUUUUUUUUGCAAAGCUGUCAUGUUACUCAGCUAAAUAGGUACACAAGAUUCAAUGCACAAUAUUGGCAUAUCUUUUUAGUUGAAUUUAAAUGGCCAUUUUUCUCCAGUUGCAGUAAAUUGGAUUUAAUUUUUACAUAAAAACCCACUAACCCCAGUUUAAACUUUCGUUUGUUUAUUUUACUUGUUUGAGAUGUCUGAUUUCAUUGAGUGUGGGUCUCUAGAACUAAUGGUAGGACUCUUAAAGCUUUGUCUGUUCUCGUUAAUUUUAUUAAAUAUUUUUCAUUUUGCUUAUUUUUAAAACUGGGAACAUAAAGUGCCUGUAUCUUGUAAAACUUCAUUUGUCUAUCUUGGUUCAAAAAAGUUUUAUUUAUGUUCAGAACAGUUCAUGUUCAACAGGGAAGGCAAAAUGUACAUGGGUGGCUCAUUCUCUGAUAGGAUUCCAGCUUCAUCUGCCUGGAAGAAAGAAAGAAGGGAUGGGAUGAAGUCAGCCCCAUCUGACCCUGUUGGACUAGUUUUAAGUAAACAUUUUCUGAUCUGUUUGUGUUUUAUUGAACCAUCCUUAGUCAAAUAAAUAUAAUGAAUGUUGA